AUGGAAGAGCUCAAUUUCUCUUUCUUUGUUUUGGGGCCUAAUUUUUAUGUAAGUUACAGCAUCUCCACCUCUUCCACGCGGCGUGGUCUCUUCGUGCGUCGAAGCUUUUUUCCUUCUUUCUUCUUCUUUUUCUCCUUUUUAUUUUCUUCGUAUUUUACCUUUUCUUUUUCUUUUUCGUGUUGCUCUUCUUUUUUCUUCUUUUUUCUCUUUUCUUCUUUUUUCUUUUACUGCUUCUUUUCUUCUUUUCAUCCUUUUUUUCUUCGUCUUUUUCUUCUUCUUUUUCUUGUUCUUCUUAUUUUUUUCUUUUUUCUUUUUCUUCUCAUUGUUAUUCUUCUUUUCCUUCUUUUUUCUUUUUCUUCUUUUUCUUUUACUGCUUCUUUUUCUUCUUUUCUCCUUUUUCUUUUUUUCUUUUUCUUCUUCUUUUUAUUCGUCUUUUUCUUCCUCUUUUUCUUGCUCCUCUUUUUUCUUCUUUUCCUUUUCUUCUUUGUUCUUUUUCUUCAUCUUUUUCUUCUACAUUUUCUUGAUCCACUUCCUUUUCUUCUUACCUUCUUUUUCAUCUUUUCCUUUUUUCUUCUUUUUCUUUUACAGCUUCUUUUUUCUUCUUUUUCUUCAUCUUUUUAUUCUUUUUCUUGUUCCUCUUCUUUUUCUUCUUUUAUUUUUCUUUUUUUUCUUUUUCUUUUUUCUUUUUCUUUUUUCUUCUUUUUCUUGAUCUUUUUCUUUUUCUUGUUCCUCUUCUUUUUCUUCUUUUCUUUUUCUUUUUUUCUUUUUCUUUUUUCUUCUUUUUCUUCGUCUUUUUCUUCGACUUUUUCUUGUUCCUCUUCUUUUCUUUUUCUUUUUUUCUUUUUCUUUUUUCUUCUUUUUCUGCGUCUUUUUCUUCGACUUUUUCUUGUUCCUCUUCUUUUCUUUUUCUUUUUUUCUUUUUCUUUUUUCUUCUUUUUCUUCGUCUUUUUCUUCGACUUUUUCUUGUUCCUCUUCUUUUCUUUUUCUUUUUUUCUUUUUCUUUUUUCUUCUUUUUCUUCGUCUUUUCUUCGACUUUUUUGUUCCUCUUCUUUUCUUUUUCUUUUUUCUUUUUUUUUUCUUCUUUUCUGCGUCUUUUUCUUCGACUUUUCUUGUUCCUCUUCUUUUCUUUUUUUUUUUUUUUCUUUUUCUUCUUUUCUUCGUCUUUUUCUUCGACUUUUUCUUGUUCCUCUUCUUUUCUUUUUUUUUUUUUUUCUUUUUCUUCUUUUUCUUCGUCUUUUUUCUUCGACUUUUUCUUGUUCCUCUUCUUUUUUUUUUUUUUUUCUUUUUUUUUCUUCUUUUUUCGUCUUUUCUUCGACUUUUCUUGUUCCUCUUCUUUUCUUUUUUUUUUUUUUUUUUUUUUUUCUUUUUUUUUUCUUCGUCUUUUCUUCGACUUUUCUUUUCCUCUUCUUUUCUUUUUUUUUUUUUUCUUUUCUUUUUUUUUUUCUUCGUCUUUUUCUUCGACUUUUUUCUUGUUCCUCUUUUUCUUUUCUUUUUUUUCUUUUUUUUUUCUUCUUUUCUUCGUCUUUUUCUUCGACUUUUUCUUGUUCCUCUUCUUUUCUUUUUCUUUUUUCUUUUUCUUUUUUCUUCUUUUUCUUCGUCUUUUUCUUCGACUUUUUCUUGUUCCUCUUCUUUUUCUUCUUUUUUCUCUUUUUCUUCUUCUCAGUUUUUUCUUCCUUUCUCUUUCUCCUUUUUUACUUCACUUUCCUUUCUUAUUCAAUGAUUCUUUCUUCAUUUUCCUCCUCUUUUCGUUCCCCUUUCUUCUUCCCCUUCUCCUACAUUGGAUCUCCUUUCCUUUUUCUCCUUCUUCCUUUCCGUCUUUUUACAUUUCAUCCUCUCUUCUCUUCUAUAAUGAGUCACUUUUACUUUUCCACCUCUUUCCGUUUCGAUUUUUAUCCUUCUUGUUUUCCUUCAACGACUUUAUUCCUUGUCCGUCUCUUUCUUUUUCCUAUUCUUCUUCCCUUUCGCUUUCAUUCAUUUUCUCUUCCUUUUCUUCCAGUUUUCCCUUGGUCCUAUUCCUUAUUUUUCUUCUCUUUUUUUUCCUAUAAUGAUUCUCUCUUCUUUCUCACCUCUCUUUCCUUUUCUCGCUUUUCUACUUUUUCUCUUUCUCCUACAAUGUCUCUCUUCCUUCUGUUUCCUAUUCCUCCUGUAUAG
Messenger RNA from Acanthosepion pharaonis, 2151 nucleotides. The record is from the annotation of a GenBank genome assembly. Lineage: Eukaryota; Metazoa; Mollusca; Cephalopoda; Sepiida; Sepiidae.